AUUCGUCGGCUCCAGAAGACAGGCACAGCAUCUGUUGACUGUAGUGAAGGUACAUAAGCUGCAGAGAGGAAAUAGAAGCUAGGGUUUUGGUUUUAGAAGCAAAGCAGAAAUGGAGGGUGCAGAUGAAGGAGGUAUAGAGAGAGUUGUUGACUCCAAGGACUUACAACAACAAAGCAAAGCCCUUGAUAAGCUCACUGACCGUGUCGAAGAUCGCCAGCUCGAUUCCACUCGCGUUCAAGAGGCUAUGGCUUCGAUUGCUGCAUCUUCAGAAGCCGAUUGGAAUGCUAUGAGAAUGAGGGAGAAGGAAUUGGCUGCUGUUAAGAUCAAUGCUGCUGAUGUGGACAUAAUAGCUAAUGAACUAGAGUUGGAUAAGAAGGUAGCAGAGAGAACCUUAAGAGAGCACAAAGGUGAUGCAGUUGCUGCAAUUCAACAUCUUCUUCGCUAGAAAACCGGAUGAUGAACGAAAUUUUUGUUUCAAAUUUAGUUGAGAAUCAUAAGCAUGAAACUUUGGGGUGUGAACAAGAAUUUUCAAUUGUUAUCCGCUGAAAACUAUUGCAACCCCUUGCCCAAUUAGACGUCUUUUCAUAUUUGCAAGUUUGCAACAACCCAUAUACUAUGUCCGCACCAUGUAUUGCUAAUAUAUGGGGUGUGUUAAUACUGCUGUCCCCAUUUAGAUAUGUUGUGCCAGUAUAUUUUGUUUCCUGUGUAAGAAUCAUAUGAUGCCAAAUUCAGCAGCCACAAUCUGAGAUUGCCUGGAGCUGCAAUUUCAUGGAGGACUUGUUAUUUAUUAA
Messenger RNA from Jatropha curcas, 791 nucleotides. Its product is annotated as DNA-binding enhancer protein-like protein. The record is from RefSeq and is a predicted model, not a curated record. Lineage: Eukaryota; Viridiplantae; Streptophyta; Magnoliopsida; Malpighiales; Euphorbiaceae. Gene Ontology annotation, biological process: protein stabilization; negative regulation of apoptotic process.